AAUGGUUUGCAAUGAUGGAUGAGGGUGACGAUUAUGUGCCUCAGAUAUCGCAGCUCGACUACUCGCUUAUGGCUGGUGGGCCGGCUGCGCUGCAGGCCGAUGCGGCAGGCAUUUACGGUCAGCCAUCACCGCAGAUGCCCCUACAACACAUCCAGUAUGGUGGCGAACCGGCACCCAUACAUCCGUGCCAAAUGCCGAAUCCGUUGGCGCCGCAAAUGAUGCAUCAACCGCAGCAGGUGAUGCCACCAGCCGCGCCACAAAUGCAGCCUUCGGUUGUGCCGAGACCGAAGGUUCCACGACGUCGCAAAAACGCAACAAACGUCGAGCAGCAACAGCAGCAGCAACAACAACAGCAGCAAACGCCAGCAGCACAGGCGAUGCUUCCACCAUCGCCGGUGCCAAGGCACCAGUACAUGGGCGCUAUGUCACCAAUGCAAAGUAUGGCAGCAAUGUCGCAGAAUCCACUGAUGGCUCACAUGCGACCUGCGGGCACUGGUCUACAAAUGCAGCAACAGAUGUUGCCCGGCAAACACCCGGGGCCC
Gongylonema pulchrum is the source of this 542-nucleotide messenger RNA. Lineage: Eukaryota; Metazoa; Nematoda; Chromadorea; Rhabditida; Gongylonematidae. The record is from the annotation of a GenBank genome assembly.